This is a messenger RNA of Oreochromis aureus, 2127 nucleotides long. RefSeq names its product trichohyalin-like. NCBI's taxonomy places the organism in Eukaryota, Metazoa, Chordata, Actinopteri, Cichliformes, Cichlidae. The coding region runs from base 1 to 2127 and encodes 708 amino acids. The record is from RefSeq and is a predicted model, not a curated record. The transcript has 4 exons.
AUGAAGAAGAAGUUGCUGGAAACACAGGAAGCACUUGAAAAAGAGACACAUGGAAAAUGGGAGGCAAAACAGGAAAGUGAGACUCUGAAGAAAGAACUGAUGAAAGUGCGAGAAGAAGUUGCAGAAGAGAAAAUUGAGGUGAAGGUUUCACUCUGUACUCACCACAGCGAGGACAGCAUACAAGAUGAAGAUGUUGGCUAUGGUGGGAUUGCUGAGGUUCACGGCUGGCCUGAAGGCGUUCGACGAGCCUUGAGAGAAGAAUUUCAAAUAAUACAGGCUGAAAAUAUCAAAUUAAAAGAAGAGGCAGAAAAAUCAAGAGGAGAAGCUAAAAAUUCAAAGUUUGAAACUGAAGUAGUAUUGCAGGAAUUACUGCAUGUGGGUGUAAAACUUACAGGAGAGAAAAUGGGAAAACAACAGGCAGAAAAUGAGAAUGAAAACAUGAAGAAAGAACUGUUGGAAGCUGAAAAAGCAUUGGAGGAAGAGAAAACCACAGCAGAAGAAGCCAAAAAUAAAUAUCAAACUGCAAAGAAGGAGGCAGAAAAUGUGAUGCAGGAAUUACAGGAGGUGCAGGAAGCUUUUGAAGAGGAAAAAAGGAAAAUGCAGUCGGCAACACAAGAAGCUGAAAAUGCAAUGGCUGAAGCUGAAAUACUGAGGAAGGAAUUAGUGCAUUUAAAGCAACAACUUGAAGAGGAGAAAAAACGUAAACAUGAGGCAGAAAAUGAGAUUGGAAAUAUGAAGAAAGAUUUGUUGGAAACCCAAAAAGUGUUGGAGGAAGAGAAAAUUAAAAUACAGGAAGCAAAGAAAGAAAUGGAAAAUACAAAGAGUUACACUCAAAACAUGAAGAAGAAGUUGCUGGAAACACAGGAAGCACUUGAAAAAGAGACACAUGGAAAAUGGGAGGCAAAACAGGAAAGUGAGACUCUGAAGAAAGAACUGAUGAAAGUGCGAGAAGAAGUUGCAGAAGAGAAAAUUGAGGUGAAGGUACUCAAGAAAGAAAUGACAGGCUCUCCGGUGACCAAAAAAGACUGCAAGGAUGCACUUAAAGAAAUAAAAAAGCAGAAAAAGGAAGCUAAAGAGCUCCUCAAACACAAAGUGAAACUGGCCAAACAGCAGCUGAAAGAAAAAUUUGAAGACGCCGAGGAGCAGCUCAAGAAAACCUUGAAGGAGCUGAAGACAAAAGAAAAGAAAGCGGAGAACAGGAGGGGGAUUCUGGAGCAGACUGCUGAGAAAAAACUGACCCAGCAGCAUCAAGCCAAAAUGAAUCAAGGGAGAUCGAGAAGAGGAUAUGUGAGUGCUUCACCAUACAGCACAGUGAAGUCGACGAGCCUUCGAGAAGAAUUUCAAAUAAUACAGGCUGAAAAUAUCAAAUUAAAAGAAGAGGCAGAAAAAUCAAGAGGAGAAGCUAAAUAUUCAAAGUUUGAAACUGAAGUAGUAUUGCAGGAAUUACUGCAUGUGGGUGUAAAACUUAAAGGAGAGAAAAUGGGAAAACAACAGGCAGAAAAUGAGAAUGAAAACAUGAAGAAAGAACUGUUGGAAGCUGAAAAAGCAUUGGAGGAAGAGAAAACCACAGCAGAAGAAGCCAAAAAUAAAUAUCAAACUGCAAAGAAGGAGGCAGAAAAUGUGAUGCAGGAAUUACAGGAGGUGCAGGAAGCUUUUGAAGAGAAAAAAAGGAAAAUGCAGUCGGCAACACAAGAAGCUGAAAAUGCAAUGGCUGAAGCUGAAAUACUGAGGAAGGAAUUAGUGAAUUUAAAGCAACAACUUGAAGAGGAGAAAAAAUGUAAACAUGAGGCAGAAAAUGAGAUUGGAAAUAUGAAGAAAGAUUUGUUGGAAACCCAAAAAGUGUUGGAGGAAGAGAAAAUUAAAAUACAGGAAGCAAAGAAAGAAAUGGAAAAUACAAAGAGUUACACUCAAAACAUUAAGAAGAAGUUGCUGGAAACACAGGAAGCACUUGAAAAAGAGACACAUGGAAAAUGGGAGGCAAAACAGGAAAGUGAGACUCUGAAGAAAGAACUGAUGAAAGUGCGAGAAGAAGUUGCAGAAGAGAAAAUUGAGGUGAAGGUACUCAAGAAAGAAAUGACAGGCUCUCCGGUGACCAAAAAGACUGCAAGGAUGCACUUAAAGAAAUAA